Molecule: messenger RNA, 1782 nt
Organism: Klebsormidium nitens
Lineage: Eukaryota; Viridiplantae; Streptophyta; Klebsormidiophyceae; Klebsormidiales; Klebsormidiaceae
Source: the annotation of a GenBank genome assembly
AUGACGACUCCAGAGACGUGGAAGACCGCUUUCAAUCGCGUUAUGGGCGAAGUUCCAGGCGCAAAUGGGAUUGCGAUAUUGACGGAGGCUAGCGGCAUCAUGGGUAUUGAUAUUGAUGUCACCGGCGAUAACGAGAAGAAUCCAGGAACUGAACUUUGGGAUCGAAUGGUCGCCCUCCAUGGAGAACCGGACACACUGAAGGCUAAAAGCGGAUCGGGUGGAUUCCAUUAUUACUUCAAGGCGGACUCGCCGGGCCUCAAAUGCACACAGAACUUCUCGACAAUGAAGGUCGACGGCAAAAAGUUUGCGAUGGAUGGUCGUGGCAUUGGAGGGCUCAUGUACGCGCAGCCGUCAAGCUACAUUGAUGGUCAAGGUAACCUUAAGACGUACAUGUGGCUCAACGGCCCGCCAAGCUACGACGCGUGCAAACUCAUGCCUCCAUGGUUGAUAGAGUUGGUAAAUAACAGUAGCGGCGAGCGUGCGGAGGCAAGUGGCACUAAAAGCAAAGGGGGUUCGAUUAGGGCGUCUGUGGUGGAGCUUGACCGCACCGAUCCCUCAUUGGCAAGCCAAUCGACUGGUGACGAUAUACGGCUCCUUGGAGAGUUGAGCAUCUCGGCCGCUCUGGAGGGGGUUUCGGCGGACGAGUUUGGGAUCCGAGACAAAAGAAUUACCAGCGAGGGCAAUCUGGAGGCACGAUUGCCGGCGGCGUUCAUGAGAGAGAUGGUGUGCAGGAGCGAUUUUGGGGCGGCAUCGAUCUUUGCCCGCUUGUUUCAGCACGAUCGGCGGAUUGUGUACGAUGCAGGAAGCUUCUGGAUAUGGGACGGACGGUCAUGGAUUGCACACGAGACGGAAGCAACGGUUAAGAGCGCGUUCAUGUGUCACAUGGGCAAGGUGAAGGCCUUUUGGGUGAAGCGUAUUGCGGGUGAGGGUCGUGAAAAGGUUCUCGAGGCAGAGCGCGCACGAGACGCCAGCUUGGCAAAGCUCCACGAUGCAAAGCAAGAUGCUCGAUCAAGGAGGAGCGCCGAGACGGCCAUCCAGAGGGCAUUCAAGGCCUUGGAGAGGGACGCGGAUCAUCUCGCAAAGUGGUUGGGACCGGACGUCGAAUCAUUGCCAAUCGCAACUCGAUGUCUCACUCCACUGCAAUCUAUGUUGAAGCUUGAUGGUUUUGCAAAGAAGCUGAACGCAAGUCGAGACCAUCUGAACACUACGUCGGGCGCAAUUCAUCUACCAACAGGCAAGCUCACACCACAUCAUCCGAGCAACAUGCUAUCUCGAGAGACGGAUACGGAGUACGUCGGGCCCGACUAUCCGUCACCGUUGAUCAAUGAAUUCAUGCUGCAGAUUCAAACUCCGAAGAUCAUCAAGGUUCUCCAGAUGACGCUCGGCUAUGGCAUCACUGGACAUUCGAGGGAGAAGCAAUUCAUCAUAUGGCACGGGCCCUCCAACUCGGCCAAGACGAAACUUCUUGACCUUGUAAGAGCUGCCAUUGGGGUAUACUUUUGUACAAUGGAUCGCGAUUGCGUGAUCGGGGCUGGGGUGAGAUCCGAGGGUGCUGCUACACCGCAUCUUGUGAAGCUCGAGGGCGCACACAUUGCCGGUCUAGAAGAGACAAAGCCAGAGGACGUGUACAAUGGAGCCAAUGUCAAAUCCAUCUCUUCAGGAGAAGGAGCCAUGAGCGUAAGGCAAUUGGAUAAGCCACCGAUCGACAUCAAAUGCCGUUGUCUUCCAAUCAUUUGCACGAACUCGUUGCCCAAGUUUGACGUGAAAAUUCGGGAACGCUGA